AGACACAGCAUUUUGAACAACAAUGGAAUCGAGCGUUGUUUCACUCCCUUCUUAUUUUAUAUAGAACCUAAAUACGAAGUUAGGUUCGGAGGGUCUCCAUAGGUGGCUGGAAGAAGUAAGCCUCAAGUUGGCAUCUUGUGCUAGACGGGGCAAAUAAAGGGCAGGAUGGAUUCAAUGGAUUACAAUGGAGUUGUUAAUUAGAAAUUUGAUCACGUGAGCGUUCCGUGACCCCGACACGGAUGGCUGCACUGGUGACUGUUAGAACAUCUUGUGACAAGAGCGUGUUCUUAUGCAUGGUUACUGUAACAUCACGGCAUCAAAUUAUUCCAGCUGGUAGUAUAGUGCUCGAAACCUUCGCUGAUAUUGAUAGCAAUGGAAGAGUAUAAAGUCCAGUUCUUAGAGAGAGCAGUUCAGCUCAGUAAAGAAGGUUCCGACCAGGGUCUUGGAACGCCAUUCGGGGCAGUCAUUACCAAAGACAACAAGAUCAUAGCCGAGACUGCAAAUCUCUCGUUCGUGAAUUGCGACCCCACUGCACACGCUGAAGUAUCCGCCAUUCGCCAGGCCUGCUCUGCUCUCAAGUCACGGGAUCUAACGGGAUGUGAUCUGUACACAAGUUGUUACCCUUGUGCAAUGUGCAUGGCCGCCAUCUACUGGGCAAGUAUAAGCAAGGUGUAUUAUGCAGCCCCUAAAGAAUCAUUUCCCGAGGGACUGGACAGACUGGAAGCGACCUUGAUACCUGAGUUGAACAAGCCAGACAGUGAAAAAUCCAUACCAGUAAUUCACGUCCCUGCUCUGGCACAGGAUGCCCAACGUGUGGCCGAAGAGUGGUUUGUCAAGCGUUAGGUGAAUCGGCAAAACACCAAUAAGAGAAAACAUUUUAUCUUUUGCGACUACGCAAAAAAGCACAUACAUUUUUUAAAGAAUUUGUUUGUAAGUAUGGCAUCUCUAUUCAAGUAUAAAAUAAAAAAAAAUGCUCACUA
Nematostella vectensis (starlet sea anemone) is the source of this 980-nucleotide messenger RNA. RefSeq names its product guanine deaminase. The coding region runs from base 373 to 843 and encodes 156 amino acids. Gene Ontology annotation, molecular function: zinc ion binding; guanosine deaminase activity. The transcript is spliced from 3 exons. Lineage: Eukaryota; Metazoa; Cnidaria; Anthozoa; Actiniaria; Edwardsiidae. The record is from RefSeq and is a predicted model, not a curated record. Gene Ontology annotation, biological process: purine nucleoside catabolic process.